AUGACAGCCCAGAGUAGGCAAAAGAUCUAUGAGGACAAGAGAGUUCGAUCGUUGGAGUUCAUGAAGGGUGACCGCAUUUGGCUCCGAGUGUCUCCCAUGAAGAGCAUGAUGCGGUUCGGGAAAAAGGGCAAGCUUAGCCGUCAGUUCAUUGGCCCAUAUGAUAUUUUGGGGCGAGUAGGAGAUGUGGCUUACAGAUUGUCCUUGCCAUCUAUCUUGUCAGUUGUGCAUCCAGUAUUUCAUAUUUCCAUACUCCGAAAGUAUGUUCUAGACAAGUCUCAUGUGAUCUCCUUUGAUUCGGUAGAGUUGGGCCCAGAUUUGACAUUUGAGAAGGAGCCCAUAACCAUUCUUGACAGACAUGUCCAUAAGCUUAGGACCAAGAAGAUAGGUUCAGUGAAGGUCCAGUGUAGGCAUUGUACACUUGGAGAGGCUACAUGGGAGUCAGAGGAUGACAUGCGUACUCGAUAUUCACAACUCUUUUAG
Molecule: messenger RNA, 480 nt
Organism: Solanum dulcamara
Lineage: Eukaryota; Viridiplantae; Streptophyta; Magnoliopsida; Solanales; Solanaceae
Exons: 1
Coding region: 1-480 (159 amino acids)
Source: RefSeq, a predicted model, not a curated record